This is a messenger RNA of Hemiscyllium ocellatum (epaulette shark), 3388 nucleotides long. RefSeq names its product zinc finger CCCH domain-containing protein 10-like. The coding region runs from base 47 to 1054 and encodes 335 amino acids. Lineage: Eukaryota; Metazoa; Chordata; Chondrichthyes; Orectolobiformes; Hemiscylliidae. The transcript has 2 exons. Gene Ontology annotation, molecular function: metal ion binding. The record is from RefSeq and is a predicted model, not a curated record.
CAGGUAUUUUCAUCCGGACAAUGUUGAGGCCUACAAUGUGGGUGACAUGCGGCAUGAGUCAAUCUUUUGUCAGUACUUUCAGAAUAGUAAAUGUACCCGUGAGAACUGCACAUUCAUUCACGGGACGAAGGGGGAAGAGAAUUAUUACAAUAAAACAGGAAAGCUUCCUGCUCACUUGCAACAGACAGUGGCUGUGACCUUUGGGCUUUCACCCUCUAAUCUUCCUCUUAUUACAAAGGAGAUCCCAUUCUGUCGUGACUUUCUAAAGGGCAAAUGUCGAAGAGGAUCCAAAUGUAAAUUCCAGCAUUUGAAACGUGAUGACAAUGAUAAAAAAAGUGUAGAAAGAGUGUCGUCACAAGAUAGAGAACUUUCUCCUGAGAUUUGUAGAUAUGACCGUUUGGAUGACCUCUAUGAGACAGAGAGAUGUGAUUACGACCAACAUCCGAAAAGGAGAAGGGUGGAGGGCCUGCGUUUUGAAGUAUUUGAUUACAGCACUCCUAGUCUGCGCCCAGGUGAACUCAGUUUUUUGGAGGAGGAAAACCAUAUGCUCAGAAAGCGCAAUGAAGAACUCAAAAAGCAGGUGUCAAGCUUAAUGCUGACUAAUGAGGUCCUUCUGGAACAAAAUGCAGAUCUGCGCAAGCAGGUGAAGUUGGGGAUCCUGAACACUGGGGCUGACCCAACACAACACCCAGCUUUGCACACUGUUACCAAUUAUAACCGUAGCAUAGUAAAGACUCACACCACCCUGAGCAACCAGACACUGAGAUCACAACCCAUUUCUCAUCAAGAGUUGAUAGCGCAAGCUCGAGCUCAUAAUGCAUUGUGUUCUGAAGCCACAUCCCAAAGUCCUCCUUGUCUUAGCGCUUCUAUCUCUGCACCCUAUGCUCAGGGGAUGACUUCACCAGUUUCAAUGGCACCACUUGCCAUCUCUACACCUGUGGCAGUUACACAAUCACUGCCAGGAAUUGCCAUGAGUUAUACCACCACUCAAAUGGUCAGUUACCCAAAUGCAUCCCAAAGUAUGAGGUUCCUCUGUCGUGCAGAAGAGAGUUGAGCAACAAAACUGCAAAGUCAAUGAGAGAGAAUAGGAAACAUCUACAUUCAUACAGAGUCACAACUUACUAUAUAUAGAAGGUAGCUAUAUAUGCACAUGUAUAUGACUUGACUAAAAUAUUUUUUAGUCAUCCAUAUUGUAAAUGUAUGUUGAAUGGUAAUGUCCAACUACCCCUACUAAAAAUAUUUGUGAUGUUGAGCGAGGAGAAAAUCUGGGACAGAAUUCCAUGUUUCGGCGCUUCGGCGGGUCGGUGUGGACUUGUUGGGCCGAAGGGCCUGUUUCCACACUGUAAGUAAUCUAAUCUAAAAGAAUCUGGCCCAGUGUAAUGUUUCCUUCCCUUGGUUGAAUAUUCUGCUGACCUCCAGUAUCUAGGCUCAACCGAAAGAUAACCACUUGGAUGAGGUUUCAGCAGACACCUUGUUGAAUGAUACUUCAGCAUGGUGUCAAUGCCAUUGGGUGAGGAGGAGGAGGAGAGUAGAAAACUGACAGGAAGGUGCGGGGGGGGGGAAGGCUUACAAUUAUACAUAGGGUAUAAAAGUGUACUGUAGUAAAUAACAUAGAAUACAAUGUGUGAAAUAUUGGCAGUUUAUUUCUAUUUGAAGUUGUAUGAGUAAUACAUUAUUGUGCCCAUUUGAUUCUUCACUUUAACAAAUGACAACAUUGGUAUGUCAAUGACUUCCUCUACUGCAUGGUAGGUUUGACGAUCUGAGGGAGAUGCAAAGCAAAGUAUGGUACUUCCAAUUGGAGAGAUGGCAUUUUGAAAAUGAACCUGUGCCCUGCAUCCAAUUUGUUUAAGAAAAACAGCAGUUUCCCAAAUUUUCUGUAUAGUUAUUAACUUCAAGGUAAAUUUUAACUUGUUGCAAGUUUUUUUUUCAGAUGUUUCCAAUAUUUUUAUUCUAUUACAGAUUUCUAACUUGCUAAAAUUAGACAUGAGAAUUUCUAUUUACAUAACGGUUACAUUACUAUCAACUGGGGAGCCAUGUAGAAAAUGCACUCAAGGAAGGAUUAAGAAGCCAAAACCAACACUGAGAAGUUUGGGUCUGCAACAUGGGAAAUAUGAAUUUUUACAAAUUUUAGUCUCAAAAUACAGUAAACCCUUUAUUAUUCUGAGUCCCUGGGAUUUCUCAGCAUAAAGUGCAAUGCCAAGAUUGUCUAACUGCAGUCGGCAGGUCUUAAAUUCAUAGAUGUUCAAAAUAGGACUUCUAGUACAACUUUGAAAAUGGUCCAUUAAGCAUGUUUUCAUCCAUUUUAAUGCUGAUAACUUGUUCGUGUGCAUACUGGUGUUCAUGAAAAGAAGUUCUGAUUUAUUGAAAAUCUGAAGAUGACAGUUGACUUCCACUGUAUGUAAAUAUAGAUUAUAUGACAAAGAAUGUACAGCAGUGUUGUCACUUAUUGUUAGGAUUAAAAUAGGAGCAGAAUGGAUGAACUCACACUGUUUCUGAAUAGAGCCAAGUGAACUGUGUCUUUAGGUGUGUUUUUCCUUUUGGGUAUGACAUGUAAUACCAUUUCUCAAAGUUAAACUUUCCCACUGAUAAGAACCUCCAGAAUAACCUAAAUUUCCAGUUUACUUCUGUGUCUUGCUUGAUUGAUAUUGUGUAAGUUUUUUAAAAAUCACAUUUGUGAGAAAAUUAAACACAAGUUUUCUCCAUGCUGUGUAUAACUACAUUUGUUAUCAGUUUACUUUUUAAAUGUUGAUCUGUAAACAUUUUUUUAGUGUGAAAUAUGAACUAUUCAUUUUUAGAUGGCAAGAUUCUUUAAGAAGGGCAAUCUAGUGGUUUUAACCAUUCAGAAUAAUUCUGGUCAGUUUGCUAAGUACCCUGUUUUAAGCAAGUCCCAUCUGUGGUUGUGACUCAAAUGUAUUGGUUCUUUUAUUCACCAUUACUAAAUUAUAAUGUUUGAUUUGGAGGAGGCUGGGAGUGGAGACUGGAAGGUAGAAUGUUUUCCUACAGAUGUGUGCACUGUCUCCUGGCAGAUUAAAUUAACACUGAUUUGUUCUGCUUGCUAAAGAUGGACACAGAUGUUCCAUAUAGAGGACAUGAGUUUUGACCUACAAUCCCCAGUUCAACCACAUCACUGAAGAAAGUUGCUGAACAGAGACCAACUAUUUCGCCAUAUUCAAAGUAUGGGGCAGUAGCAGGAGGGUUUGUCCGAGGUGUUCUUGUAUGUCCAACAGCAGCCAGUUUCAGAGCAGUAUAAGCAAAGGCUGGGUGAAGGACACCCAUUUUCUUAUCUGUGGGCAGUUUAUGAACCAAGGAUUUUUUUUUGUGUAGAAAGACUUGUCUCUUUCUGAACAAAGUUUUAAAACAUUGUAUUUCUGUUGGAUACUAAUGUGUG